Molecule: messenger RNA, 1125 nt
Organism: Acytostelium subglobosum LB1
Lineage: Eukaryota; Evosea; Eumycetozoa; Acytosteliales; Acytosteliaceae
Exons: 2
Coding region: 1-1125 (374 amino acids)
Source: RefSeq, a predicted model, not a curated record
AUGAGAUUAUUGUCCUCCAUAAUAUUCCUGGCUCUUACUCUGUCAUCAGUCUUUGCUGCUGUCAGCUUUGACCCUCAGUACCAACUGUCUUUGGUUAACAAUAUUAGAGCCUCAGCUGGAAAGUCAAACAUCCAAAUUAGUCAAUGUCUUAUGGACUCAUCUCAAUUCCAUUCGGAUUACCAAGCAAGUAUUUCAACAAUGACUCACGACGAUCCAAAUGGAGGUCUGUUUGAGAGAUUUGAGGCCUAUGGUUCUUUUGAUAUGUCUAAUGCCGCUGAGAAUGUAGCCGCCGGUCAACAGUCUGAUGACUCUGUUAUUAAUUCAUGGAAGAACAGUGCUGGACAUUAUGCCAACAUGAUCGGAGACUACACCUACAUUGGUCUUGGAAUGAAGGUUGGUUCUGAUGGUACCCCAUACUGGACUCAGCAGUUCAUGACUGGUGACUGCAAACCAAUAACAUCUACUACUACCACAACUACCACUAGCCAGUCGACCACCUCACCGACUACUACCAAGCCCACCACCUCAUCUACUACCACCUCGGGCCAGACAACCUCUUCAACUACUACCAAGCCAACCACCUCGUCCACUACAGGUGAGCCAACUACAACUAGUUCAACAACUACCAAACCAACUACUUCAUCCACCACUACCAAGCCAACGACCUCCUCGACCACCGGUGAGCCAACAACAACUAGUUCAACAACUACCAAGCCAACCACAUCCUCCACAACUACCAAGCCAACUACCUCCUCUACUUCCUCAACCACUACCAAGCCAACUACCUCCUCGACCACCGGUGAGCCAACGACAACUAGCUCAACAACGACCAAACCAACUACAUCAUCCACCUCGUCCUCAACGACUACUAAGCCAACCACUAGCUCAACUUCUACCACCAAGCCAACUACAUCAUCAACAACCGAGAGGCCAACAACCUCCUCCACUGUCACCACUACAACUGAGCAGUCUACCUCUACUACAUCCACUACAGCACCAGCCUCCACCACCGUCACCGGUGUUGUCGAGACCACCCAGUCGACUACCCAUCCAAGUGCCUCAUCCAAGGUGAUCGUCAGUGUAUCCUCCAUCCUCUCAUUGUUGCUCGUUGUCAUCUUGUUGUAA